AUGCUCGAAGAACAACAAUCAACUACUACUUCAACACCGACAGUUGAUAGAAAACAUCGAUAUUUUAUUGGAAAAGAUUAUUCAAAUGCGUAUAAAAAAGAUUUUGGAAACCUUGAAGACUACAGUACAGACUGUAUUGAUCGAAAAUCAAUACCUCGUAUGCCGUGGCAUGAUGAAGCAUUGGUUGUAUUUGGUCAAACAGCUCGAGAUGCUGCAAGACAUUUUAUUCAACGAUGGAAUAUUCAUAAAUAUGAAAAAUAUCCGAAAAAUGAUUUUUAUCCAUUUCUACUACCUAAGUCUUAUGAUGAUGUCGAAGACUUAGCUGUUGAAAACUGGAGUGAUUUUCUUGAAAGUGAACCAUUUCGGGUAAAUGCUCAGUGCGUUCGUUCCGUUGGGCCAUGGUCAGUGAAAACGAAAUCAGUAGAAUCAUCGAUUCAUAAUACUUAUAUACAAAUGAUUGAUGCUGCUAAACAUUAUAUAUAUAUUGAAAAUCAAUUCUUCAUUACUAUUGCUCAAGAUUCAGUAGUUCGAAACCAAUUAGCCGAUGUCCUUUUUCGGCGUAUAGAACGAGCAUAUAAAAAUGAUGAAAAAUUUCGUAUUUAUAUUGUUCUUCCUCUUUUACCUGGUUUUGAUAACAUGAAAGCUGUGCAAGCUGUACUCUAUUUUAUUAUGCGUUCAAUUAUUAAGGGUGACAAUUCAUUAUUUAAACGACUUGAGAAAGCAGGUAUUACACCACAGGACUAUAUUAGUGUUUUUGGUAUGCGUAAUCAUGAUAUCCUAAUGGGUCGUCUAGUAAUUAAAAUGUAUUAUUAUUGA
Molecule: messenger RNA, 816 nt
Organism: Rotaria sp. Silwood2
Lineage: Eukaryota; Metazoa; Rotifera; Eurotatoria; Philodinida; Philodinidae
Source: the annotation of a GenBank genome assembly